Messenger RNA from Klebsormidium nitens, 2112 nucleotides. The record is from the annotation of a GenBank genome assembly. Lineage: Eukaryota; Viridiplantae; Streptophyta; Klebsormidiophyceae; Klebsormidiales; Klebsormidiaceae.
AUGCUGACCCCAGUUGCGGAGAGCUCCAUGGAGAGCGAAGUAGAGGAGGGCCUUUCCCCCAGAACCUCUGAACAGUCCGAAAUUACAACUUCCGCCAGCUACGUCAGCGGCUUUCAGCGGGCCUCCCUUGAUGGACAGCGGACCGCGCACCGACACCAUAGCGUAGGAGAAGAGGCGGUGCGGGAAUUUAUCGAGAUCAACCAGAAAGAAGCGUCCAAGAUUGAGCAUGAACAGGAGCCGGGAUGCGGAAUCAUCGACUUCUAUGGGUACGAGCCACGUGUCACUCGGCGAGUUUACCGGUCAUGGACCGGAUGUGUUGUCAGCCACUUCAGCCUCAUCGCGUUUUUGCUGGUGGUGUGCUAUGCGUGUUGGCAGUAUUGGGUGGUUCCGUUCCACGUCAUUCUCGGCGAGACGGCGCUCAAUCCAGACAAUCAGAUCACAGCAACAAGCGAGCCAUCCUUGCCGAAAAUCGGCCUGGAUUUCCGGCUCGCCAACGGCUCCAGCUUCUUCGACCCCUCCUACCUGACGUACGCCUUUGCGUUGAAGACGAUUUACUACCAGGACAAGCUACCGCGAGCUACCGUCAAACUUAACUACUCACGGUGCGCAUUCACAUCCGCGGACGGAGGCCCUGUCGUGGCGACGGCCAUGUGUCCCGACGAGUCGAUCGUCGUCCUCCAGGGCAUAUUUAGUAGCCCAGUUUACAGCUACCUGCAGCUAGACAUUACCCCGUGCAUAAACUCCUCCUCUUCCCCAGUCGUCUGUCAGUCCUCGGCGGCAAUCACCGCCCUCCUUGCGGGAGGAACGUCAGUAAUCAUGGGAGACGCAGCGAAUCUCAACCUGAGGGACGUCACGGUGCCGGAUAAGCUGACGGCCGUCACGACGUACACGUCGUUCCGGUACGACUUGACCCCGGCGUUCUACCAAAAGGUUGACGUGUUGCUGACGCCGCGUGACAUCACCAAGAAGAGCGCCGUGGUCGACAUUGACCAGUGGCGGGAGCACGCGACGGACGUUUUCUUUUCGGGGGUGGUGCCCACGUUCACGGACCGGUCUGCCGCCAACCCCCUGAUCCGGUACUACGUCAGGCUGGACACCGUGGCGCAGGAGAUCGAACUAGAGCCGUACAAAAACUUUAUGGACCUCAUGGAAAUGCUGGGGUCUUUCAAAGCGCUUCUCGACCUCCUCCUCGGCAUCCCCCUCCGAUACCUCAACAAAUGGUUCUUCCUUCGCGAAGUCAAGAAAGAGGUCCGCCGCGGAGCGCUGCACACGGACAUGCUCCUGCCCAACUCGAGCCAACCAAAGCCGCACCGCUUGCAAUCGAUAAUGCGCCACAUCCACACCGUGCGCCAGGGCGACUCCUUCCAGCGGCGUUCCGCCGGAACGCUGACGGCAUUCCGCUCGAGCUUUAAGAAGGCCACGGGAGGCAUCCGCCGGCUCUUCUCACCACCCCCGCCUGAGUCGCCGACGCGAAUUCCGCUCCGCUCUCAGCGUGCGCGGAGCGCCUCGCCGGAAUCUCCGCUUGUGGGAUCGGCGGAUCACUCUGUGUGGAUCGAUCCGCCGGAAUCUGGGGAAACGACGCGAAUUGGGCGGAUCGAAUCGGGCGGGCGACGGGCACGCAUCCGAUUCGAUUUGCCUUCAAGGGAAAGGAAUUCCGAUGAGGUAGCUUCCGCUGAUCCGCUCGUUUUGCAUUUCGGCCUAGGAACGAGUUCCGGAACACCCUCUCCCUCGGUUGACGUAUUGAGCAGAAGCGCUCUCAGAGAGCGGAAUCCGGCGGAGGACGGAAACGGAAAAAGCUUGCCUCUCGGGAGGGGUUUCACCGGGUCCUUAGAGGCAUCGCCAAUAACAAACCCGCUCUUCAAUGAUGACGAGAGCGACGUCAGGCAGAGCAGAGAAACGAGAGGGUCUGACGACAUGAGCAUGUGGCAAGUGAGACGUUCCGCGUUGAGAAGUUCCGCUCCGGAGGCCCUGCUGACGCACGGAAUGCCAGCUGACAGCGGAAUCGAGUUGGAGAGUGAACGAGGGGCGGGGCGGGGCCUGACGUCAGGAAUCGGUCAAGGGGGCAGUACGAAGAUUGCUUAUGUGCGGUCUAGCUUUUCUGGCGGAUUUUAA